This is a messenger RNA of Columba livia (rock pigeon), 1213 nucleotides long. It is a transcript of the gene MARVELD3, whose product is annotated as MARVEL domain containing 3. The transcript is spliced from 4 exons. The record is from RefSeq and is a predicted model, not a curated record. NCBI's taxonomy places the organism in Eukaryota, Metazoa, Chordata, Aves, Columbiformes, Columbidae. Bases 147 to 662 code for a protein of 171 amino acids.
CCCCGCAGACUGGACGCGCCGGGGCGGGCGGGCGCAGGGCGCCCGGAGCAGCGCUGGAGGGGCCGCCGGGAAGCCGCGCCGCCGCGCCGGGGCUGCUGGAGUGCGGUCGCUGCCGGUACCUGCGCACGGCCAGGGCCUGCUGCCAGAUGGUGGAAGCGCUGCUCGCCGUGCUGAUCCUGGUCUGCAGCUCCGUGUCCUGCGGCCCGACGGGAGGUUACACGGGCCUGCCCAGCCUGGGCGGCAUCUACUACUACCAGUACGGCGGGGCUUACAGCGGCUUCAGCGGCGCCGACGGGGACCGGGCCCGGCAGCUGGACCAGCGCUUCCAGCUGCUGAAGUUACCAUGGCGUUUCCCAGCAUGGCUGCUACUUGAAUGCAUCCUGGACAUAAUGGUUGCAAUUGGCAUCGUGCCUGCUCUCUACUAUUUCUUCCAUUUUCUGCUGGAGGUUUAUAAUUCAUCAGUGUGCAAAGAGAGAGAGCAGCUUUAUCAAAGCAAAGGCUACCAGGGCUUCAGGUGCAGCCUGCACGGGGCAGAGAUCGCUGCCGGCCUCUCGGGCUGCGUGGCCGUCCUGGCGUACCUGCUGAGCGGAGGCCUGGCUGUCUGGGGCUACAGGACAGUUCACAAACUGAAACAGAAGCCAGAACAAUUAUAUGAGCUUUAGAAUGAUUCCUCCACUCCACUAAUGGUAAAGAUUUUUCCUUGCUCCUGGGCAGCGCAUCCUUAGUGCUGCAGCAGAACACACAUUGAACGCAGCUCUAAAUACGUCAGAGUCAAGCUGUUCCUAACUUGAGUUUGCAUUACUGAAUUAGUAGUAGACACAAAGUUAGUCCAAUGGCUUGUCUUCAUCUGCUGGCGCCCUCUUAGCAGAGGACUGUCCUCAUGGAGCUGAGCAGCAAACUGCCUGCAUCCCACGCAGCCUUGCGCACAGCAUCUCACCUCUGCCAUGUCUUGUUCUCCUCCAAGGAGAUCCUGCUACGAGUGCUGCUGUUACACACGCUGCUGAUGAACAGCUUUAUGUAGCUCUUUGCAAAGGGCAUGUGGCUGCUCAUGGAGAACAGAGCUCUGAAAAAUGAGGGACUGAGGCCCAUGGUUGUGGCAGCUCAUUAUUGCUUUCUUGUAGGUCUCUUAGAACUAAUGGGGCAGUUUGAAUGUGGCAUUUAUAGAGCUGUCAGAGAAUCCUGAAAUAAACUUGCAAAAUGAUGAAUACACUCA